AUGGAGUGUGAGGAGAAGAUCAAAGAAUCCACCAACCUGCUGAAUUUGAAAGGUAAAACAUUUCCUGAAAAGAAACCUCAGCAGAAGAUCACAUUCACGACUGACCACACUAUCAAUACUCAGGAAAAAAAUAACAUGGCUUGCCGUCUAUUGUCAUCAAGAGACCAUAAAAUUAAAGAAUUGAAAAAUGAAGUGGCUUUUCUGAGGAAUAAAUUGGAGACCUUUGCUACGGAAAAUACAAUCUUGAAGCGUCUUCUCAGGACAUCUGAGGAAGAAGAGCGCAGGGCUUCUAAGAAGCUGAGAGAGGUUCAGGCGGAACUCUUAAAAACAACGGACGCCUUAUUGACUUUCCAGAAACUUUCUGAAGACAAGAAACAUGGAGAGAGAGGAGAACCUUGUCCUAAAUUAACAUCACUUCCCCCAAAAUUGGAAGCCAGUGAUAAGAGAAUCCAGCCUCCUGAAGUGGCCCCUGAUUCUUCCAUCCUGGGCCCCUUCCACUGCCUCAUCUUCUUUCUGCUCAGUGCCAACAUCAUUCCCAAUGGCUACAUGGGGGUGUCUGUUGUCUUCUUGGCCACCAUUCCCAAGCAGUGUUGCCAAGUGCCUGCUAACACCAUCCUGAGCAUGGUGUGGCUCAAUGCUAGCAUCCCCCUGGAUAAGCACGGUGGGCAGCUGGUGUAG
Crotalus tigris (Tiger rattlesnake) is the source of this 678-nucleotide messenger RNA. Its product is annotated as lebercilin-like protein. Gene Ontology annotation, cellular component: axoneme. Lineage: Eukaryota; Metazoa; Chordata; Lepidosauria; Squamata; Viperidae. The record is from RefSeq and is a predicted model, not a curated record. The coding region runs from base 1 to 678 and encodes 225 amino acids. The transcript is spliced from 3 exons. Gene Ontology annotation, biological process: intraciliary transport.